This is a messenger RNA of Pseudomyrmex gracilis, 2662 nucleotides long. Its product is annotated as E3 ubiquitin-protein ligase RAD18-like. NCBI's taxonomy places the organism in Eukaryota, Metazoa, Arthropoda, Insecta, Hymenoptera, Formicidae. Gene Ontology annotation, molecular function: single-stranded DNA binding; ubiquitin protein ligase activity. Gene Ontology annotation, biological process: DNA damage tolerance; protein monoubiquitination. Gene Ontology annotation, cellular component: nucleus; Rad6-Rad18 complex. The transcript is spliced from 7 exons. Bases 414 to 2372 code for a protein of 652 amino acids. The record is from RefSeq and is a predicted model, not a curated record.
AUACUGGUGACACUGGCAAGGACCACGUGACGACCUAUUAGUUAUUGGCCCAAACUCAGAGUGCGCUGUUCAAUGUCGUCUACGGUCAGAUCUCCCGACUAGCAGUCCAUAUUUAUAUAGUCAAAGGUUCCAAAAUCUUACCUUGGGAACCGAAAACUAUAGUACACGUGACGUAAAAUAUAGCAUUUUAGUAACCAAAGUAGGAUUUUGGAACGUACCCCUGAAUACACCCAAUGACGCUUGUGUGCAAACGAAUGGUGUUCCCGAACGCAGAUUUACAUAUAGUCAAAAUUAAAAACAUAAUAAACCGAUCGUAAUUUUCUUCUCAUCUUUGCUGUUUUGUAACUUAUAUAUUGAAAAAGUGUAAACGGAAGUUGGAAGCACGUCAAACAAUAAUUAAAUAAAAGGCAAUUAUGUGGCCAAAAGAAUACAUGGAGUUCCAGCGUAUUGAUGAAUUAUUACAAUGUGGGAUAUGUUAUGAAUAUAUGGAUACCAGUAUGAUAACUAAGUGUUCACAUAAUUAUUGCUCUUUGUGUAUUAGAAAAUAUCUGUAUUAUAAAACACAAUGUCCAAUUUGCUUUGAAAAUACCUUUGAGAAAGAUUUACAAAAGAACAAAGUUUUGGAUGAAAUUAUUACUCACUUUGUAAAUGUUAAGAAGAAACUUAUGAAAAUAUCUCAUCAAGACAAAUUAUUAAAAAAUACUGUACAAAAUACAACUUCUGAACUAAUGUGUUCUUCAAGCAAUUCAGAAUAUGAUAAAAUAGAAAGUAUCGAAGACACAAGUAAAACAUUACUUAAAAAUUCUGAUAGUCCAGUUCUUAUAACUAAUAACACUACACCUCAUAAACGAAAGGAUUAUCAGACAAAUAUAUUGACUCCUAGUACUAGUACAGAACGUAAAAUAUCGUCAUUUUUUACACCAAAGAGUAGUAAAAGUUUAAGAAAUGACGAAAAUCAUGAAAAGGUAAUAUGUCCAGUUUGUAAAGUAAAUGUGUGUGAAACAAAUAUUAAUAAACAUUUGGAUGAUUGUUUAAAAAGGGAAAAUGCAAAAGCUCAACCUAAAAAAAAUGAACCAAAAUUGAAACCACUGCCAAAGCUAGUAUUUUGUUUAAUGAAAGAUAGUGAAAUUAAGAAAAAGCUAAAACAAUUCGGCUUGUCGACUCAAGGAGACAGAAGAAUGUUAGAAAAAAGAUUGAAUAAAUAUACUAUUUAUUAUAAUGCAGAACGUGAUAAAGUAAAUCCGAGGCCAAUAUCAGAGAUAAUUAAACAACUUGAAGAAGAAGAGAAUAUAGAAAAAAAAGCAAACAUCUCAUCACAUAAAUUGAACAUUAACAGAUGUACAGAACAUAAUAUUAUAGAGCAACAGAGAAAAAAAUAUUUGGCUGAAAACAGAGAUAAUUUUGAUAAAAUAAUUGCAAAAAUAAAACCUUCAAAAAAAUUACCUGUUCGACGUAAUAUGUUUAGCAAAGAAUAUUCUAACAUUUCCCAUAAUAAUAACAUUACAGAAACAAAGUCAAGUAAUAAUUCUAUAGAUCCUAAAGAUUUUGUAAUAACUGAGUUAUCUUCUAAUUCUUCCGAUUUUACUAAUUCUACUAAUCAAAGUUUAUUAAAUCAUAAAACUUCAAAUCGUGCUUGUAGCUCAGAUUUAGAAACUUCUAUUGUAAAAACAGAAAAAGUAGGAAUUGAAGAAAUGUCAUUUUUCAAAAGAGCUGAAAUACAAGAAGAGAUAAUUUGUACUAAUCAGUCAAGAGAUAAUAUUUUGAAACAUGAAAUAGACAGUAAUAUAAAAAAAUCAAUUGACUAUACUGAAAUCGAACCGGAGUAUAAACAAGGAAGUAUAUUGUCUAUGAAGAAAAGUAGAAGUGACAUUAAAUGUAGUCUAGACAAAAGAGUCGCAAAUUCGGAACAUACGGAUGAGAGACAGAAAGAUCUAUCCAAUAAAGAUUUGUAUGAAGAUGUAUGUAUAAUAGAGGACAAUGUCGGUAAUAUUCAGGAUGAUUAUGAUAGCGUAAAGCAAACUCAGUUGCGUAAUACACAAGAAUCUAAUUGCACAAAAAGCGAGAAAGAAAAUCUAGAGUCAAGAGAUGAAGAUGUAAAAACUUGUGCAUUUAGAAAACGUGAGCGUGAAGUGAUGCUUACGUCAAAUGACGAAGAAAAAUAUGAAAAUAAGUCCACUGCCAAGAAAUUAACUAAACUCCAUUCGAGAUUCUGUCUUAGCGAAGCUAAGAAUAACAAUGAAACUUUUGCAUGGGAUGAAGAAAAUUCCCAUGCAAAAUCCCAAAGCCAAAAGAAACAAUCACGUGUAACUCGUGCAAAAAAUAGAUCUACUUUUGCAAAAAAGUCUGUUAGAUUGAAAAGCAAAACUUCGUAGAAAUUUGUUCAAAUAAAAAGUAAAAAUCAGUAAAGUAAACAAAAUAAGUUAACUUUAAAAUAGUAAAACUAUAGAAAUAAAUGAGAAACAUUGAAGUUUCCUGAACAGUAGAUCUAUGAUUAUAAUUUUACAUUGUUUUAUAUGGAAUUGUAUAUAUAAGUUUUCUAUCAUGUGCAUAUAUAGUGCCUUUAAUAUAAAAAGAAAUGUACAAUAUUUCUCUAUAGGUAAUGUAAAACAUUAAUGUAAAACAUUAACGAUAUGUGAGAUUAAAAGCAGAAUAUAUAUUAAUA